Molecule: messenger RNA, 1077 nt
Organism: Limanda limanda (common dab)
Lineage: Eukaryota; Metazoa; Chordata; Actinopteri; Pleuronectiformes; Pleuronectidae
Gene: ubxn2a
Product: UBX domain protein 2A
Exons: 7
Coding region: 94-834 (246 amino acids)
Biological process (GO): autophagosome assembly; Golgi organization; proteasome-mediated ubiquitin-dependent protein catabolic process
Cellular component (GO): cytosol; nucleus
Molecular function (GO): ubiquitin binding
Source: RefSeq, a predicted model, not a curated record
AGAAGAAGAAGAAGAAGAAGAAGAAGAGGCGCAGCAGAUGUGCACCUCUGGAUCAACCGGACACACACUGACUGAUGGGAAACACAAGAGGUCAUGAAAGAGAUUGAUACUGUGGGGGGUGAGAAAGAUGAUAACUGGGAAGAAAAUGCAGAGGAGGCUCCGAUGAGGCGUAGUUUCUCAGUUGAAGACCUUCUGGAUGAGGUGGAGAAGAUUUGUUACGAUGCCUCGGGGUCAUCAAAGGCGGAGAUGGUGGUGAGGCUGUGGAAGGACGGCUUCACUGUAAAUGAUCAGGAGUUUCGCAGCUACUCCAUACCAGAGAACCAGGACUUCCUGGAUGCAAUCAAGAGGGGAGAGCUUCCAGGAGAGUGGGAGAGCAGAGCGGAAGAGCAGGAGUUGGAGAUCAAUGUGGAGGACCUGACAGAGGAAAAUUAUGUUCCCAGGAAAAGGGCCUUUCACCCUUUUAGCGGCAGAGGAUACCGACUUGGCAGUGUUGCACCCAGAGUUGUGGCCAGGUCACCGUCUGUGCAUGAGGAUGGAGAAUCUCCUCCUAUUCCCAUGGUAACACUAGACCACGCCCUUCCUGUCACCUCCCUGCAAAUCUGGUUGGCAGACGGCAGGAGAUUGGUUCAGAGGUUUAACCUAUCGCAUCGGAUCACCGACGUGCAGGAUUUCGUAGGGCGCUGCCAGAGGAGCUGCCCGCCUUUCGUCCUGACCACAUCGCUUCCUUUCCGUGAGCUCGGCGACAAAGAGUUGAGCCUGGAAGAGGCCGACUUGGCCAACGCUGUCAUUGUCCAGAGACCCCUGAACACACAGGAGCCGUUUGGACAGUCCUGACCAGCAGGGCCCCUGUAAUUCACAUAACAGGCCACUUUUCCUCCUCACUGACACACACACCCACCACCCAGACAGCAACCUCAGUGCCCUCUGUAACUUAAAACCUUAAUAUUCAGCAUAUUGUGCUGCAUUUGAUGAUUGUUAUUUUCCCUCUACGGUCUCUGUGCGGGAUUAUCGAAUGGAAAUGUUGUCUGUUACUUACAAAGGUGCUGCUGAGGGGUUGUCAAUACUCUGUCUUCUUCC